This is a messenger RNA of Diorhabda carinulata, 2544 nucleotides long. It is a transcript of the gene Gnptab, whose product is annotated as N-acetylglucosamine-1-phosphotransferase subunits alpha/beta. Lineage: Eukaryota; Metazoa; Arthropoda; Insecta; Coleoptera; Chrysomelidae. Gene Ontology annotation, molecular function: UDP-N-acetylglucosamine-lysosomal-enzyme N-acetylglucosaminephosphotransferase activity. Gene Ontology annotation, biological process: N-glycan processing to lysosome; carbohydrate phosphorylation. The transcript is spliced from 8 exons. The coding region runs from base 171 to 1859 and encodes 562 amino acids. The record is from RefSeq and is a predicted model, not a curated record. Gene Ontology annotation, cellular component: Golgi apparatus.
ACAUAGCCAAAAAAGAAGAAAUAUUGAGGUUAUGAUUGGAAAUUAUUUAUUUACAAAUAAAAGACAUAAUGUUUAUUAUUUGGAAGAAAAACAUAAGCAUUAAUUUCCAUAUUAGUGUUCUACUAUUAUUUGACGUGUUAACAUAAUAUAAUGUAAAAAUAUUUAAAAUAAUGGUUGUGAUUUUUCGUAUCAAGAGCAUUAAACUUAUACUUUUGACAGCGAUAUUUCUAUUUUCUAUACUAUUUAUUUACCAAAUGUUAGAGAUUUUAGAUGAAAGCUACUCUCCUAAUAUAAGUAACUGCCACUAUAAUGAUAAAAUAGAUGUAGUUUAUACAUGGGUGAAUGGUUCUGAUCCUAAAUUUAUUAAACAAUUGAACCACUAUUUGAAUAACCACAAUAUAAGCUGUGAUUCUUCCCAACAAAGAUUUGAUGAUAAAUAUGAACUGAAAUUUUCUCUAAGAUCUUUAGAAAAAUAUGCCCCAUGGGUUAACCAUGUUUAUAUUGUAACUAAUGGUCAAAUUCCCUAUUGGCUAGAUUUGGAUUAUGAAAAAGUUACUGUAGUUACUCAUGAAGAGAUAUUCAAAGAUAGCUCAGACUUACCAACAUUUUCUAGUCCAGCUAUAGAAUUCAAUCUUCACAGAAUACCAGGACUAUCGAAGAGAUUUAUCUAUUUCAAUGAUGAUAUAUUUCUGGGAUCUCCAAUGUACUUACAGGAUUUUUAUACAGAAGGAAAGAAAUUUCUGAUUUAUUUAGCAUGGCCAGUACCUAAUUGUGCUGCAAAUUGUUUGUGGAUGUAUGUUAAUGAUGGACAGUGUGAUAAAGACUGUUAUAUACCAGAGUGCCAAAUGGAUGGUAAUGACUGUGCAGAUGUCGAGGAACAGAAACAACUUUUAUACGAGUUUACUAAAGAAGAGGAGGAGGAGGAGGAAAACGAGAAAAAUGAAACAAUAAUCUCAGAGCUCCAAGAAUCUGUUCAAAAACUGCAAUUCUAUCAAACUUUUAUCAAACAAUUUAAUACACUUCACGAAAAAUCGAACAAGAAAUCAGUUAAAGGACCAUCAAUAAAGUUACCAAGUAAUUUAUCGGAAUUAGUACAAAUUCAUAAUAGCAAUAUUAUCAGUUCGUACAAGCUAAAUAGAAGACAUAGAAGAAGAGACUCAAUUACAUCUAAUUAUUUUCAACGUCUGAAAUCACGCAAAAACAUUGAUGCUUACAGUUCAUCACUACAACAUACCAAUCGUGUCUUUAAUACAAAAUAUGGGUUCCAUACUAGAAGAGUACCGUCACAUGCCCCUAUUAUGAUAGAUAAAGAAAUCGUGACAGAUUUAGAAUUGAAAUUUGACAAAGAGUUCCAAGUUACACAGAGAAACAGAGUUCGACGGAAGGACGAUAUGCAGUUUUCUUUCACUUAUUACCAUUUUAUUAUGUCUGAACAAAGAAAAAAAACUAUAGGAGAAAUAUUUGAUGAAUUUGAUACUGAUUUAUCAAGUACAUGGUCUGACAGAGAGAUUAGAACUUUACUUACAAGUCUUUUUGAACUUCCUUUAAGUUACACAACGGUUAAUCAUUUUGAAGAGUUACUUAUGAAUUGUUCACAAAAAGAACCGUUUCCUGAAGUUCCUGCACCUUUAUACGAGAGAUAUUUAGAUUCAAAACUGCCAACUAUAUCCAAAUAUCUAAUUGAAAAUUGUGAAUAUGUAUCAAAUAUUUUAUUACAAAAAUUCGAGAAAGUUCCUCAAUAUGAUUUCGAAGCUGUUCAUGAUUCCGAGAAUAAAUACGUCCAUUUUGUAAUGCUGAAUUCAAAUAUCAGUGAUGUGGUUGGUAACUUGGAUGAAAUACGAAGAAAUAGGAAGAUCUAGGAGGUCCACGGUUGAUCUAUGUUUACGGAAGCCGUAUUGAUGGUCGCUGAUGAGGUUAGCAAACUCAAGAUAUUUCAUGAUUUGAUGGUUAACGACUUUUCCAAUAACCUUUGCGAUGGCUAAAGAAAUCGGAUGGUAAACAUUGCGAACCGUCUUUUUUCCUUCUUUUGAUAUGGGUAUUUUUUGAAAAUAUUUAUUAAAACUUUUAAAAAACCAAUAAUCCUCAUCCCCCUUAUAUAUAUAAUAAAAUCCUUGCUUGGGGCUCACUUAAUUUUUUAGAAUAUCAAUAUAAUACACUUUUCAUAUUUAAGUAGUUUUUUGAUAAAACUGAUUUUUAAAAUUUCUAAUAAAACUUUACUAAUCAUUGUUAUGCUUUUUUUUUAUUUGCAGAAAGUUUGUGUGUUUAAAUGACAAUCUAGAUGAAUCAAAAUUUUCAGAAAAUGAACUAGUGAGAGCUGUACUGUAUGAUUUUUAUUUAUCUUUGUUUCCUCAACCGAGUAAAUUUGAAUUGCCUCAAGAAUUGAGGAACAAAUUUACAUACAUUAAGGAGUUGAAAGAAUGGAGAUACAACAGAAGGAUUGUUAGUAUAUGCUUGUUCAGUAUGAUUGUUGUGAUAUUAUUAUUUACUUUUUAUAAUUCUUGUAAGAAAAAGUGUUGCCUAAUUGCCAAUAAAGUUUUAUGUUGA